Molecule: messenger RNA, 297 nt
Organism: Acinonyx jubatus (cheetah)
Lineage: Eukaryota; Metazoa; Chordata; Mammalia; Carnivora; Felidae
Product: beta-defensin 109-like
Exons: 2
Biological process (GO): defense response to bacterium; cell chemotaxis
Molecular function (GO): CCR6 chemokine receptor binding; chemoattractant activity
Source: RefSeq, a predicted model, not a curated record
AUGUCGAUGCCUCUUUUCUCCACUGGUCGUUCAGCCAUGAGACUCCAUGUGUUUCUCUUCACACUCCUCUUUUUGACACUCUUAUCCCCAGUAAGAAGUGGUAUGGCUUCUGCUGAAAACCAUUGUCUAAAUCUGUCUGGCAUUUGCAGAAGAGACAUCUGCAAAAUCACAGAGGAUCAGACUGGAGCCUGUAAAGGAAGAUAGAAGUGCUGUAGGUCUUGGUGGAUUCUGGUUCCGAUUCCAACCCCACUUAUCUAUUCAGAUUAUCAAGCACCCCUCAAGCAUAAGUUGAAAUGA